This is a messenger RNA of Pygocentrus nattereri (red-bellied piranha), 1455 nucleotides long. It is a transcript of the gene ntmt1, whose product is annotated as N-terminal Xaa-Pro-Lys N-methyltransferase 1. Gene Ontology annotation, molecular function: N-terminal protein N-methyltransferase activity. Gene Ontology annotation, biological process: N-terminal protein amino acid methylation. NCBI's taxonomy places the organism in Eukaryota, Metazoa, Chordata, Actinopteri, Characiformes, Serrasalmidae. The transcript is spliced from 4 exons. The record is from RefSeq and is a predicted model, not a curated record. Gene Ontology annotation, cellular component: cytoplasm. The coding region runs from base 269 to 940 and encodes 223 amino acids.
GUCAGACGUGCCCAGCGCGUACAAGCUGAGGAAAUGUCGUAGAGGAAGAGGUUUUUUGUGGAGGUCGUGGGCUGUGGGUGUUGAGUUUGGGCCAUGAGUUAGUUUAGGACUUGAAAAUUUACAUGUACGCGGAGCUGAAGUGUGCACUGGACCAGCUUUCCCUAAAUGAGUCCUACUUUAAACCAACAUGGGUAAACAAGAAGUCUCUCUAAUUAGCAAGGUAAGCUAACCUCCAUUACCACUAUCUUGACUCAGAAGGUAAGAGACAAUGGAGGACUUCCCCACUGAAGAUGAGGGAGUGUUUUACUCCAAGGCAGAGCAUUACUGGAAGGAGGUACCACCCACCGUGGAUGGCAUGCUCGGAGGUUAUGGCAGCAUUUCUAGCAUCGACAUCAGCGGUUCCAAGAAGUUCCUGCAGAAGUUCCUUGGGGAGGGUAAGGGUAAGACAAGACCAGGUUGUGCACUGGACUGUGGGGCAGGAAUUGGCCGCAUCACCAAGCGUCUGCUACUACCCCUCUUUCGGACUGUGGAUUUGGUGGACGUGACCCAUGAGUUCCUGGAAAAAGCCCGUUCCUACCUUGGCGAAGAAGGGAAGAGAGUGGAGAAUUAUUUUUGCUGUGGCCUGCAGGAUUUCCAGCCUCAGCCAGAACGUUAUGACAUAAUCUGGAUCCAGUGGGUGAUUGGUCACUUGACCGAUGACCACCUAGUAGAGUUCCUGAGACGCUGUCGUGGCGCCCUACGGCCUGAAGGCCUGAUCGUGAUAAAGGAUAACGUGGCAUACGAGGGUGUGGUGCCCGAUGAGGUUGACAGCAGCGUAUGCAGAGACCUGCAGAUUCUGCACCGCCUGGUGGCCAGAGCUGGACUAGUCAUUGUCCACGAGGAACAGCAGCAGAACUUCCCUGAAGAGAUCUACCAGGUCCACACGUUAGCUCUUAGAUAGGAGCAUUGCGAGUAAAUGAGCCGUUGUUUAUGAUAAAGCAACUGCACAAACCAUGUUAAGUCUGUACAAGAUUCCUUAAUGCCAGUGUCAUUGCGGUUUCUAAUGAUACUUGACUGGAAAAGGAGCAAUAUGUGCCUGUGUCAAAGUGUGGGGGCUUUAAACAAGGGGGAGCCUUUCAGAUCUUGUUUGCCCGACUGAUUUGUGGACUGUUGCUGAAGGGUCAAAAGGUGCGUCAGGACAUAGAAGUUUAUCGUAUUAGCCUCCAAAACAUCUCAGGCCUGUAUUUUAUAGUAAGGCACCUUUAAUACAGCAGACAAAAUCCAUGGUAAUGAACGUGCUCCUUUAUGCAUCAGUUGGACUAAGACUUUGUAUUUAAACCAGCCUAAGUAUGUGUGCUUGCACUGGACUGAGCUGUCGGGGUGGAUGUGUGUAUAUAACUUUAGAGAUGUAUGUAUGCAUGUAAGUGUUUACUAUGAACGAGUGUGCAAAAAUAAAAUAAAGUUUGUAGAAGUUGA